This is a messenger RNA of Haliotis rufescens (red abalone), 1434 nucleotides long. RefSeq names its product serotriflin-like. The transcript is spliced from 11 exons. Gene Ontology annotation, cellular component: extracellular region. The coding region runs from base 96 to 1157 and encodes 353 amino acids. The record is from RefSeq and is a predicted model, not a curated record. NCBI's taxonomy places the organism in Eukaryota, Metazoa, Mollusca, Gastropoda, Lepetellida, Haliotidae.
GGUUUUGAGAAUAUCGACUGAGCCUUUAGAAGAUAUACGUGUAUUCGUAAAAACAAGACUGAUUUGUGGAUCAGACAGUACAUUCAUAAAAGGCUAUGUCCCUGUUUGCACGACGAGCUUUGUGUGUGAUCUUGACUUUAUCAGGCGUGCUGUGUUCCAGGGCACCCUCAGACACCAAUACAGAGAACAGACGAGGUCACAGACAUGGGAGAAGUGCCAACUGUCACGAGAAGUAUCAGCAAUCAACAGACCACUCGGCCUGCCUCGUGAAGUCAAGCCAGGCCUUAAUUUCAGGGGUUUCUGCAGCAGAUCAAGUGGACAUCCUUAACCUUCACAACACCCUCAGAAACAACGUCAACCCUGCAGCCACUAAUAUGCUCAAGUUGUCUUGGGACAACACCGUGGCCAUGAUUGCCCAGCGCUUCGCGGACUCCUGUCGAGGCGGCCAUGACACCAUGGAGCAGAGAUCCAUACCAGGAUACUUGCGUGUGGGUCAGAACAUCGCCCUGCACUCCACGUCCUGGGCCCAGGCCUUUGCUGAAUGGUCAUCUGAGGAGCAGAGCUUCACGUUUGGGGGCAAUAACGAUCUUGGCACCAUCGGCCACUAUUCACAGCUGGUAUGGGCGGACACACAGACGGUCGGCUGUGGCUACGCUGACUGCGGCAAUGCUACAUACUACGUGUGCAACUACGGCCCUCCAGGAAACAUUGGUGAUUUCAACACACCCUACAAAAGUGGCGUCAGCAGCGAAUGCAGCGGUCAACAUCUCGACGGCAAACAAUGCGAUUGUGGCGUCGUAUGUUUAAACGGUGGCCAAGUGUUUCGAGAGAAUUGCACAUGCAAGUGUCAAGCAUACCCUUUCUACACCGGAAACAACUGUCAACUGGAAUGCAGCAAUGUCGAAACAGACCCCAACGACUGCAGUGGAACGUUUGCCAGCUUUCCUUGCACUGUCGUUGCCGUGAACUGUCCCAACAGGUGCAGCGUGUGCCCAUAUGGCGGCAUUCACUAUACCGGAAGUCCCAGUGGCAGCACCACCGACAGUCCAGAUGGGGGUGCCAGUGGAAGUAACAACAAACAAAUCCGUGCGAGUGGUGACGUCAUAUUAGCUGCUUGCAUGGUCAUUGUUACUCGAAUGGGACUCUUUCACUUGUGAUGUUAAAGGCCUGUGCAGUUUUUGAAAAAGAAUAAAAGCACACCCAUCUGAAGAUCGAAACUAUCCCUCUUGCCAACAUUUAUGUUCUCCAAGCACUACCCGGUGGACAUCGUAAAUGAUGUUACAUAAAACUAGAUUAAUACAUGUAGAAGACGAUAUCCAUAUGGAUUAUGUAGUUUCCGUAGUUGUUGGGGUCGGCCGAAUCAUGCAUGGCUGAAUCGAUUUAUCCUUUCAUGGUACAUAACCGUGCAUUGACGAUAUCGCAGUUUGGACGACU